AUGGACAAGUCUCACAAGAGCGAACAUGCGCUUUGGAUGGAGAAGAUGAUCCGGGGAGGUCUGGAGACGAUGUGCCUGGAGCAUUUGAAGGACGAAAGCAUUCUCAAGAGCCACCCUCUGGAAGACAUGACCCGGCACUUGCUGCGCUACGGCCCCGACCAGUGCUCCGUAGCGGACUGCUGGAACAUCUGGGGCUCCGCGGUGUUCUCCUACUCGGAGUACACCAGUACGGGGCUGUCCGACGUGCCGGAGCACUUCCAGAGCUCCAUGGAUUGCCUGGCGAAGCACCUGAUACGGCGCCUCCAGGAGGCGACGCGGGGGCUCAAAGAAGCCGCGAACGCUUUCGUCCUCAGCCGCGAGACCGAUGAAGACAGGGCAGAGAAGGACCAUCACAUGCAGUUGGCCCAAGUUUCUGCAGAGCAGCUGCUCGAAGAGUCAAAGCUCAGUGGGCCUCCGGAGUUCUGGCAGCUUCCUGAGGGCCGGCACAAGCAGAUCUUGCUGGAGCUGGUGGUACUCGAGGAGCAUGUGAGGAGCUGCCACCAGAUACGCGAGGUCGAAGCGCAGGCAGAGGUGGCGGCGCAGGCGCUAGCGCAGCAUCUUGCAGUUGCUAAGAAACCCUGGGAGGAGAUCGAUGCCUCUACUGCCAUGGGUGAGACUGGCUCCUUCCGGGACACAGGCUUCACCACCUGGUCCACCGGAUUUCGGUCGAACAGCCCGGAGGUCGCUUCAGAGACAAAGGCCAGCCCGGACAUGCUGGCCACGGUCUUGGCGGAGCACGGGUCAAUGUCGGGCGCCUGCCAGGAGGAGCUGGAGGAGUUUCUGGCCGACUUCCACGAGCGCCGCAGACGGGCGGACAACCACAUCGGCCUGCUCUCGGUGAUGCGCCACGGCCAGAUACGGGUCCGGGUGCAGAAAAUCAGCCCGAAGCGGUGGUUUAUCCGAAUCGCCUCGCGCUUCGCCGCGUGCCGCGGCGUGGCGGAGUGGAUCUGCCGUGUGUCUUUGGCGGUGCUGGCCGCAGCUGACCAGGCGGCAGCACCGGCGCCGAUGCCUGAUGUCACCAUGGGCCAGGCGCAGCUCGCAAAGCAGAUGGGCGACUACUACAGGUCCAUCUACGCAGCGCCCGGCAUGGGCGGCGCGGGAGCCGCCAUGCCGGCCGGAGCUUCGGCUGCUCAGUCGACUCAGGGUGCUGCCUCCAUGCCCGCCCAGCCGGCGGUGGGUGGCAUGUAUGGCUCCUAUGCUCCCAUGGGUGCGCAGGUUGGACAGACCUACGAUGGCGCCUUCGGCGGCUCGCCGGCGCAGGUGCAGGCCCAGCAGGCCCAGCUCGCCAACGAGAUGGGGAAGUUCUACAGGUCGCAGUUCGUCCCCCCGGGCAUGGAACAGCAGAUCGCGGCGCAGCAGGCGGCUCAAGCGCAGCAGCAGGCGGCACAGCAGGCGCCGCCCGCUCAGGCGCCGAAGGAGAAGCACGCCAAGGAGUCGAAGCCAGAGGUCUUCCUGGCAGAGACUGGGGCCACUGCCACCACGGCGCCUGUGCCAAUGAAAGCUGAGAACUGCACGACCAUGGACGAGCUCAAGGCCUGGUACAAAGCGAGGAUAGACACUCUGAAGAAGUACGAUUGGCUCAUGCAACGAGGUGCCGUGUAA
This is a messenger RNA of Effrenium voratum, 1641 nucleotides long. Lineage: Eukaryota; Dinophyceae; Suessiales; Symbiodiniaceae. The record is from the annotation of a GenBank genome assembly.